Messenger RNA from Lathyrus oleraceus (garden pea), 2094 nucleotides. RefSeq names its product zingipain-2. NCBI's taxonomy places the organism in Eukaryota, Viridiplantae, Streptophyta, Magnoliopsida, Fabales, Fabaceae. Gene Ontology annotation, biological process: proteolysis. Gene Ontology annotation, molecular function: cysteine-type peptidase activity. The record is from RefSeq and is a predicted model, not a curated record. Bases 532 to 1839 code for a protein of 435 amino acids. The transcript is spliced from 5 exons.
AUGUUUUUGAGAUGACCGGAUCAAAGUAGCUUGUAGAAAAAAGUUGUCUCGACUAAGCUGAAAACAUCAUCCCCAUUUACUAUACAUUAGUUAGUAUAUAUUUUUGUUUUUAGGUCCCUUAAAAAAUUGUUAUAUGAACUAAUAUUUUUAUUUUUAUUAUAUGAGUUUGGUAAAGAAUAUUAAUGUUAAAGUCAAUAUUUCUUUUUAAAUUGUGGACAAUAUCAAGACAUCGAUUUUUGAUUCUAGUAUUAUUUGAUAAGUGAUGAUUUCGCUGUGUUUAAAGUUGAUUGUUUCAAUUUUUAAUUUUGAAUAUUUAUUAUUACACCAAUAUAUUAAACCAUUUAAAAAACAAAUAGUUGAGACAUUUUUAGAAACAUCAUUUAUAUUUAUAUGUCAAAUAUUUGAAUAAUCCACCAUUCAACUCACAAAUUUAUAAUUUUAUCUCAAUCAAUCAAAAUAAAAAACAGGUAGCUCAAAUUAUCUCAUAUAUAUAUAUCCCAAGCAAUAAAAACUCACUUUUCCCCAAAAACAAUGAAUUUUUUCAUUUUCAUUCCACAAUUGCUGUCUCUGUUCCUCCUUUUCUCUCAUUCAUCUUUCGUCUCUGCUUCCGACACUGCUAAACUCUUCCAAGAUUGGAGCAAACAACAUGGCAAAACAUACUCUUCCGAGGAAGAGAAGCUUUACAGGUUUAAGGUGUUCGAAGACAAUUACGCGUUUGUCUCACAACACAACCAAAUUGGAAAUUCCAGUUAUACCCUCUCCCUCAACGCUUUCGCGGAUCUCACUCACCAUGAAUUCAAGACCACUCGUCUCGGUUUGCCUCCGUCGUUGCUAAGAUUCAAAUUCAACAAUCACACGGUUGGUGAUAAUGAUCUUGUGGAAGUUCCGUCGGAGAUUGAUUGGAGACAGAGUGGCGCUGUUACUUCCGUCAAAGACCAAGGAAGCUGCGGUGCUUGUUGGUCAUUUUCAGCUACAGGGGCUAUAGAAGGGAUAAACAAAAUUGUGACAGGGUCUCUUGUAAGUCUUUCUGAACAAGAAUUGGUAGAAUGUGAUACAAAGUAUAACAGCGGUUGUGGUGGUGGACUCAUGGACUAUGCAUAUCAAUUUAUCAUUGAAAACAAAGGUAUCGACACCGAAGAAGAUUACCCGUAUCAAGGUCGUCAAGAACUUUGCAAAAAAGACAAGUUAAAAAGGCGUGUUGUUACGAUUGACGGUUAUGCUGAUGUGCCUUCGAAGGAUGAGAACAAACUACUAAAAGCUGUUGCAGUCCAACCUGUUAGCGUGGGCAUAUGUGGUAGCGCAAGGGCUUUCCAGAUGUACUCGAAGGGUAUCUUCACCGGACCUUGUUCAACUUCUCUUGAUCAUGCGGUGUUGAUUGUAGGAUAUGGUUCGGAGAACGGAGUUGAUUAUUGGAUUGUGAAGAAUUCAUGGGGAAAAUAUUGGGGAAUGAAUGGUUACAUACACAUCUUACGAAACACUGAAGAUUCUGCAGGGUUAUGUGGAAUCAACAUGUUAGCUUCAUAUCCAACUAAGACCAGACCUAAUCCUCCUGUUCCACCUCCACCAGGUCCUGUAAGGUGUAAUCUGUUUACUCGCUGUUCAGAAGGGGAAACAUGUUGCUGUGCCUCGAAAUUUCUCGGAAUAUGUUUCUCUUGGAAAUGUUGCGGUGUAAAUUCUGCCGUGUGUUGUAAGGACAAGCGUCACUGUUGUCCACAAGAUUAUCCGAUUUGCGACACUAGAAAGAGCCAGUGUCUUAAGAGAGUUGCAAAUGGAACGAUAACAAUGGCAUCUGAUAAAGAAGAUACUUUCCAUCAGACAAGAGAUUGGAAAUCUCAAUGAGUAUUUAUCAUUUCCAUCACUCAUUUAUAUUGUUGAAUAUUUCCAAUAGCUUAUCAGUUUGUAAUACGCGAGUCAUUCUAUUCCAAACAGUCAAAUAGGGUAUGAAAGGAAACAGAUAAUAGUAUGAGAUAUUGAUAGGUUAGGGAAUGCUCGGCCGAUCCAAACUUUAUACUAGAAAGGAUGGAUCUAUGUUUUGAAAUGGAUCCAAACUUUUUUGUUCAAUUUUUCUGUUAAGAGUCAAAUUCUCUUGUCUAA